AUGGCCUCCGAGAAGACUAGCAACCCCAUGCGGGAGCUCAAGAUCCAGAAGCUCGUUCUGAACAUCUCCGUCGGUGAAUCUGGUGACAGGCUCACUCGUGCCGCCAAGGUGCUUGAGCAGCUGUCUGGUCAAACCCCCGUCUACAGCAAGGCCCGUUACACCGUCCGUACCUUUGGUAUCCGCCGUAACGAAAAGAUUGCUGUCCACGUCACCGUCCGCGGCCCCAAGGCUGAGGAGAUUCUCGAGCGUGGCCUCAAGGUCAAGGAGUACGAGCUUCGCAAGCGCAACUUCUCCGAGACUGGCAACUUCGGCUUCGGUAUCAGCGAGCACAUCGAUCUCGGUAUCAAGUACGACCCUUCCAUCGGUAUCUACGGCAUGGACUUCUACUGCUGCAUGACCCGCCCCGGUGAGCGUGUCACCCGCCGCCGCCGCAUGAAGAGCAGAAUCGGUUCUUCUCACCGCAUCAAGCGCGAUGAGACUGUCAAGUGGUUCAAGGGCCGCUUCGAUGGCAUUGUCCGAUAA
Messenger RNA from Trichoderma aggressivum f. europaeum, 522 nucleotides. RefSeq lists its product as uncharacterized. Gene Ontology annotation, molecular function: structural constituent of ribosome; RNA binding. Lineage: Eukaryota; Fungi; Ascomycota; Sordariomycetes; Hypocreales; Hypocreaceae. The transcript is spliced from 3 exons. Gene Ontology annotation, cellular component: ribosome; cytosolic large ribosomal subunit. Bases 1 to 522 code for a protein of 173 amino acids. Gene Ontology annotation, biological process: translation. The record is from RefSeq and is a predicted model, not a curated record.